Suillus subalutaceus is the source of this 562-nucleotide messenger RNA. RefSeq lists its product as uncharacterized. The record is from RefSeq and is a predicted model, not a curated record. Lineage: Eukaryota; Fungi; Basidiomycota; Agaricomycetes; Boletales; Suillaceae. Bases 25 to 333 code for a protein of 102 amino acids. The transcript has a single exon.
AGUACUUUCGAUAGUGCACUGUGGAUGACGAUAGCCCAGGCGCCGCCCAAACCUCAGUCUACUCAACCUAUAACAAGUUACAAGACCCAUUUUACGGCCUUGAGCAGGCUUCGCGGUUAUGUGCUCAGUCGCCCACCUUUUUGCUUGUCCAGAGUGUCCCCUUCUUCUAACUCUCAAGCAAAGUUCCCCUAUUUUAUCACAUAUGCACUUCAUCGCACCAAACCCCAUUCUUCUGUGACCUUUACUGUUCUCGUCCUGCUCCAGGGACUCAAGGUGUGCUCUAUUUUACGGUCGUCAGUCACUCGCGGUUGUGCAGUGUGCGCCCUUGUAUAAGACUAUCCAUCAUAUUAUUGUAUUCAUUGAUGUGCUACACGCUAGGAUACCAAUAACACAACGUCCGAACGAAGUUUAACUGCCACGUCAGCAACAGGAAGCGCCAUGUCAAGUAACGAAGUGGCGGGGAGGGGAUCCAGCGUGCGGGCAAUGGGGAUACACUGUUGAGGAUUAUAUACUGUUCGGCGAUGACUGCAACAUAAACUUGAAGCGAGGAUGUGGAGUAGAG